UGAGCUCCUGGUACAAGGGACUCUGAAUUUCCAGCGUGAUCAGGUCCAUUACAUGGCAUCACCCGGCAACCACUCCUCUGCUCCGGUCUCCGAAUUCCUCCUCAUCUGCUUCCCUAACUACCAGAGCUGGCAGCACUGGCUGUCCCUGCCCCUCAGCCUCCUCUUCCUCCUGGCCAUGGGGGCCAACGCCACCCUCCUGGUCACCAUCCGGCUGGAGGCCUCUCUGCACCAGCCCAUGUACUACCUGCUCAGCCUCCUCUCCCUGCUGGACAUGGUGCUCUGUCUCACCGUCAUCCCCAAGGUCCUGGCCAUCUUCUGGUUUGACCUCAGGGCCAUCAGCUUCUUUGCCUGCUUUCUUCAGAUGUUCAUCAUGAACAGCUUCCUGACUAUGGAAUCCUGCACCUUCAUGGUCAUGGCCUACGACCGCUAUGUGGCCAUCUGCCACCCUCUGAGGUACCCAUCCAUCAUCACUGACCAGUUUGUCGCCAGAGCCGCCAUCUUUGUUGUGGCCCGGAAUGGCCUAUUUUCUCUUCCUGUUCCCGUCCUUUCUUCGCGACUCAGAUACUGUGCAGAGAAGGUCAUCCAGAACUGCAUCUGCACUAACCUCUCCGUGUCCAAGCUCUCCUGUGAUGACAUCACCUUCAAUCGGCUCUACCAGUUCGUGGCCGGCUGGACCCUUCUGGGCUCUGACCUCGUCCUUGUUGUCCUCUCUUACUCCUUCAUCCUGAAAGCUGUGCUGAGGCUCAGGGCUGAGGGAGCAGCCACCAAGGCCCUGAGCACCUGUGGUUCCCACCUCAUCCUCAUCCUCUUCUUCAGCACGGUGCUGCUGGUCCUGGUCAUCACCAACCUGGCCAGGAGGAGGAUUCCCCCGGACGUCCCCAUCCUGCUCAACAUCCUGCACCACCUCAUCCCCCCAGCGCUGAACCCCAUUGUUUAUGGGGUGAGGACCAAGGAGGUCAAGCAGGGAAUCCAGAAGCUGCUGAGCAGGUUCUGAGAGGCACCUCAGAGCACAUCCACCUCUGGGGUUGUCAAUGCAGGUCAGGACUUAUUUGUAUGUUGGAAAAGACCUUUCCCUUUUUAAUCCUGGAAUGAAUUCGGAUUCGCCUCGUCUUAAUAUUCUUAAUGAAAACCUUCUUCCGUGCAUCUUUGCUUCCCGUGGUUCCAGAGCAGAACCUCCCUCUCCUGGAGUCUGUGGUUAUUUGGGAAUCUUUUCCCUACCAAAGCCGUGACUGAGGGUCUCCCAACCCUUAGCCCAACGGAGUGGAUUCGAGUGGGAGCGUUUGACCCCUGAGAAACAGAAUAUAUGCAUAACCUUCCAAACCCCUUCUUGUCCCCCGAUUUACUAGGACCCCAUUUCCUCGCCUGUCUCCCGACUCAGCCUGGCAGAGCCCCACGUGGCUUUUUCACUGGAGAAGGUGAAUUGGGUGGAGUGUAGACGUUUACUCCAGAACCCUGGUCUUGGGGUGGAGAGCUAUACCCUAAACACCCCUGACUCUCCUCUCUGGCGCCUGUGUAGACGUGCCAUUUUCUGGCUCUCAGAUCCUCCCAGAUGCUUGUGAAGACUUUCCGUCUCUGCACCCGCUCCUUACUUCUUGUUGUCAUUUUAAAGGAUGAAUAAACUACAGCACGAACA
This is a messenger RNA of Sus scrofa (pig), 1633 nucleotides long. The record is from RefSeq and is a predicted model, not a curated record. Lineage: Eukaryota; Metazoa; Chordata; Mammalia; Artiodactyla; Suidae.